This is a messenger RNA of Rubroshorea leprosula, 609 nucleotides long. NCBI's taxonomy places the organism in Eukaryota, Viridiplantae, Streptophyta, Magnoliopsida, Malvales, Dipterocarpaceae. The record is from the annotation of a GenBank genome assembly.
GGCCUGCGCGGCUUUGAAGUUUUUGAAUCCACAUCCACUCCAUCCCCACCCUAUUUUCCUAUUUUUAUUCGAAUUUCUCUCCAAGGAAGAAGCAGUAAGUCCGAGGCAGAGAGCGACAACGAUAAACCGUCUACAGUCUCCGACCACCGCAUUUUUUCUGGGUUCCAACGAUGACAAACUCGAACGCGCACAGGCACGCGCAGCCGCACGCGCCGCUGCAAUCCGCCGAACAGCUCCGGCAUCCAAUCCUCCUUCACCGCCAUCCGACUAUUGUCUCAGCAAACAACAAAUCAUCGACUUAUUCCAGAACUGCAUUAGACUUGCCAGCGAAAAUAUCAAAAAUAAACCAUACGAAUACUUGGGAGUUGAAGCUUAUCGAUCAUCUUUGUGAUAUCGUCAAAGUUGAUGCUGCAGAAGCUGAUUCACAGACUAAUUUCCAAAGGCAAGUUGCACCCUCGAAGCCAGCAUGAAAAUUUACUGUGUCACUGUGGAUGCUGUGCAUGGAUAGGCAAGUUGCCUUAAUUUGUUUUACUUCCUAAUCAGGAUGGUAGUUAUUUCAUUGAAUUUAUCUUCUAAAAUGACAAUGAAAAAUGAACAAGAUGGCAUAGU